AUGGGCGCCAAAACGAGCGUGCCCGUCGGCGGGUCGACCUCACGCGACUGCACGGCAAAGCUCUCCUCGCACUACGACGCUCUCGCGGAGACCGGUGUGCAGAUUCCUGAGCGCGGCUCUUCGAUGCUGCGAAGCGUCCAGCACGACCGGUGGCGCAACUGCACGCGCAAGGGAAAGCCCCACCCUUGCAUGGAGGUUGAGCCGGGCACAAAUCUUGUUGAGUUCGUGGAGGAGAUGGCAAUCGCUGCCGCGGAGUGCGAGCCGGGUAGCUGCAGCCGUGUCUGUGAGAUUGGAUUCAACGCUGGCGUCAGCUCCCUGGCGUGGUUGUGUGCAGCGCCGCAUGCUCAGGUGCACGCCUUCGACAUCGGCGAGCACCCCUACAGCCAGCCGGCUGCAACGUUGAUUGAAUCGGCGUGGCCAGGGCGCCACACGGUGACGUGGGGUCGAUCGACCGCUACGCUUCCCAGCCUCGCAGACCGGGUGCAAGGCGCGUACUGCGACUUUGCCUUUAUCGACGGCUCUCGCGCUGAGGUGGAUGUCACCGCCGACAUCCUGAACUUGGCCCGGCUCGCCUCGCCCAACAGUAUCGUAAUCUUAGAGAACUGCAACAGCUGGGGCGCCGAGCACGGUUGGGGCGGUUUCGUGGGAGUCAACCAGGCGUACCUCAAGGCCUUGAAUGUUGGUGUACUCACUCACGUGAAGCAAGUGUCGCUCGGCCCGUGCGGGCAGCCGGCGGGCUGGGGCAACCCGCGGAACGACAUGAAGCUAUGCCGCGAGAUGUGUGUAGCUCGCUUCAUGCAACUCAGCGAAUCUCCCCGCACAAUGGAGGACCUCCAUCCCAAGCGUUGA
Emiliania huxleyi CCMP1516 is the source of this 849-nucleotide messenger RNA. RefSeq lists its product as hypothetical. The record is from RefSeq and is a predicted model, not a curated record. The transcript has 2 exons. The coding region runs from base 1 to 849 and encodes 282 amino acids. NCBI's taxonomy places the organism in Eukaryota, Haptophyta, Isochrysidales, Noelaerhabdaceae.